Prorocentrum cordatum is the source of this 452-nucleotide messenger RNA. Lineage: Eukaryota; Dinophyceae; Prorocentrales; Prorocentraceae. The record is from the annotation of a GenBank genome assembly.
GGCCCAGGGCGGGGCUGGAUGCCAGCGCACGCGGACGGUGGGCGGCCGGGGUCCUUCCUCGCCUGCCCGCGCACAGACUCCCGCCGCGCCUCGCGCGCGCGCUGGCGCGCCGCCUGGUGCAGCGGCUCGACGUGGACCGCCUGAGCUACGAGGAGCUGCUGGUGCUGUUCCCCGGCAACGGCCGCAGCCGGCCCAUACCCUCGCCGGAGGAGCUGGCGCGGCUCCCCACGCGCAGGGCGACCCACCGCGAGGUGGGCGCCGGCGAGGGCGCGGCCCUGAAGGAGGGCAUCGACCACAAGUGCGCCGUCUGCUACGAGAACUACCAGCUCGGGGAGGAGCUGAAGACGCUCCCGUGCCUGCACGUCUACCACGCGGCGUGCAUCGAUCGGUGGCUGCAGAGCGAGAUCCCCGGCGCCGUGUCCUGCCCCGUGUGCCACACGGAGGUGUUCUGA